AAAAAAAUCGGCGAAUAUUUUAGGCGAUUACAUUGACUGUAUAUAUAACGUGACGAUUGCAUAUCCGGUAAAUAUUGUUCAGUCUGAAAUUGAUCUCAUAUUGAAGGGUCAGGCUCCCCGUCAAGUUCGAUUUCAUAUUGAGCGCAUUGACAUAGCACGUGUACCAAACAGCGAUCGAGAUAUUGCGAACUGGAUUAAUAAGCUGUGGAUUGAGAAGGAUGAGAAACUGGAUGCGUUCUAUUCGCAGCAACUGCCUCGCCAUCACUUUCCAGGAGACAAGGAUAAAUUCGUCUGGGAAGAGGAGAAACCACUUCAUGUAAUCGUCAAAUUAUUCAUAUUCUGUUUUUGGGUGUCCGUUAUCCCUAUUUGGCUUUUUCAUCUCACAUUUCUACGAUUUGUACAGCUCGGAUUUGUGUAUUUCGUUGCGGUUUACUGCUAUAUCUACUGCAAAUAUGGUGGUAUUGAACAGAUGGUUUACAUGAAGUGGCGACACGCGAUGCGGGCUGGGACAACUGACUGAGC
Gongylonema pulchrum is the source of this 522-nucleotide messenger RNA. NCBI's taxonomy places the organism in Eukaryota, Metazoa, Nematoda, Chromadorea, Rhabditida, Gongylonematidae. The record is from the annotation of a GenBank genome assembly.